AGUGCUCUUUGGCGCUGAUUGCCGGCGUGACUUUGACCGCUUCCAAUAGUAGUGCCGGUUGCUGGACAGGGCCGGAGUCGCGGGACCUUCUGGCCUGUGCUGCGUUCGCCAUGAGGUUGCUGGGAGCUGCCGCCGCCGCGGCUGUGGGCCGCGGGCCGCUCCCGCGGGUCCCCGCAGCCCUGGGCUGGCAGGGGAAGCAGGCUAAUUGGAAGAUCUGCCGAUGGUGUUCCUCAGGGAUGAUUCCUAAUGAAAAGAUACGAAAUAUCGGGAUCUCAGCUCACAUUGAUUCUGGGAAAACUACAUUAACAGAACGAGUGCUUUACUACACUGGCAGAAUCGCAAAAAUGCAUGAGGUGAAAGGUAAAGAUGGAGUUGGUGCUGUCAUGGAUUCCAUGGAACUAGAGAGACAAAGAGGAAUCACUAUUCAGUCAGCGGCCACCUACACCAUGUGGAAAGAUGUCAACAUCAACAUCAUAGAUACUCCUGGGCACGUGGACUUCACAAUAGAAGUGGAGAGAGCCCUGAGAGUGCUGGACGGUGCGGUCCUGGUUGUCUGUGCGGUCGGAGGGGUGCAGUGCCAGACCAUGACUGUUAACCGGCAGAUGAAGCGCUACAGUGUCCCGUUUCUAACUUUCAUUAACAAGCUCGACCGAAUGGGCUCCAACCCAGCCAGGGCCCUGCAGCAAAUGAGGUCUAAGCUAAGUCAUAAUGCAGCGUUUGUGCAAUUGCCCAUUGGUUUAGAGAGUGAUUUUAAAGGCAUUAUAGAUCUUAUUGAGGAACGAGCCAUCUAUUUUGAUGGAGACUUUGGUCAGAUUGUUCGAUACGGGGAAAUUCCAGCAGAAUUCAGGGCGGCAGCCACAGACCAACGGCAGGAGCUGAUUGAAUGUGUUGCUAAUUCAGAUGAGCAACUUGGAGAGAUGUUUCUGGAAGAAAAAACUCCCUCAAUCUCAGAUUUAAAGCUUGCCAUUCGAAGAGUCACAAUAAACAGGUCAUUUACCCCUGUCUUUCUGGGAAGUGCCUUGAAAAACAAAGGAGUUCAGCCUCUGUUAGACGCUGUUUUAGAAUACCUCCCGAAUCCAUCUGAAGUCCAGAAUUACGCCAUUCUCAAUCAGGAUGGCUCUGAAGAGAAAACCAAAAUCUUAAUGAACCCCCAAAGAGACAGUUCCCAUCCGUUUGUUGGCCUGGCUUUUAAACUGGAGGCAGGUCGAUUUGGACAGUUAACUUACGUUCGCAAUUAUCAAGGAGAGUUGAAGAAAGGUGAUAACAUCUAUAAUACAAGGACGAGAAAGAAAGUGCGGGUGCAGCGACUGGUUCGCAUGCAUGCCGACAUGAUGGAGGAUGUUGAGGAAGUGUUUGCUGGAGACAUCUGUGCAUUGUUCGGCAUUGACUGUGCCAGUGGAGACACAUUCACAGACAAAGAUAAUAGCAGCCUUUCUAUGGAGUCAAUUCAUGUCCCCGAUCCUGUCAUUUCAAUAGCAAUGAAGCCAUCUAACAAGAAUGAUCUGGAAAAAUUUUCAAAAGGUAUUGGCAGGUUUACAAGAGAAGAUCCCACAUUUAAAGUCCACUUUGACCCUGAGAGCAAGGAGACAAUCGUAUCUGGAAUGGGAGAGUUACACCUGGAGAUCUAUGCUCAGCGAAUGGAAAGAGAAUAUGGCUGUCCUUGUAUCACAGGAAAGCCAAAAGUUGCUUUCAGAGAGACCAUUACAGCCCCUGUUCCGUUUGAAUUUACACAUAAAAAACAAUCAGGUGGGGCGGGCCAGUAUGGAAAAGUGAUAGGUGUACUGGAGCCUCUGGACCCAGAGAACUACACGAAGUUGGAGUUUUCAGAUGAAACAUUUGGGUCAAAUGUACCAAAGCAGUUUGUGCCUGCUGUGGAAAAGGGGUUUUUGGAUGCCUGCGAGAAGGGCCCUUUGUCUGGUCACAAGCUCUCUGGGCUCCGGUUUGUUCUGCAAGAUGGAGCACAUCACAUGGUGGAUUCCAAUGAAAUCUCUUUCAUCCGAGCAGGAGAAGGUGCUCUUAAACAAGCCCUGGCAAAUACAGCAUUAUGUAUUCUUGAGCCUAUUAUGUCGGUGGAAGUUAUAGCCCCAAAUGAAUUUCAGGGACCAGUGAUUGCAGGAAUUAACCGACGCCAUGGGGUAAUCACAGGACAAGAUGGAAUUGAGGACUAUUUUACACUGUAUGCAGAUGUCCCUCUGAAUAAUAUGUUUGGUUAUUCUACUGAACUUAGGUCAUGCACAGAGGGGAAGGGAGAAUAUACAAUGGAGUAUUGCAGAUAUCAGCCAUGUUCACCAGCUACACAAGAAGAACUCAUUAAUAAGUAUUUGGAAGCUACAGGUCAACUUCCUGUGAAAAAAGGAAAAGCCAAGAACUAAUUUUUCUCACUUUGUUGACGAACUUUAACUGUAUCUGCAACUUUGGAUAUUUUAAUGGAUUCCAGUGGAAUAAAUUCAGGCGGAAAACAAGUAACUUUAGAAGCCCUUCCUAUAUAUUCAGGAGUUUCUAUUAUGUAAAGGUUGAUUCUAUGUAUAUCUCAACUGUUGAUUGGUUUUAUACCUCAAAUAAAAUAUGGUUAUUAUUGAAAUAUAUUUAAUAUUUGAGAGAGGAGACUUAUUUCUGUUCUACUUAUAAGCUUAGAACAUGUAUAAACGUGCAGAUUUUUCAGCAUGAGAAUUUUCAGGAUACAGAAAAGCUGAAAGCACAGUAGAAAGAACAGCCACAUACCACCCGUCUAGACUGAAUAGUGAAGUUUGUUAAGAGUGUUUAUCAGAUAAUCUGUCAUAUCUGCUUUCUGUUUGUUGUCCAUCUGUGUCACAUACUUCCAUUCUUUUAAAAAAUAGUUUUGCCGAAUACUUGAAAGUGAAUUGUAUAGAUCAUGAUCCUUAUUGGAGUGUCACUUUUUUUUUUAAGAGUGGGGUUCCUUUGUGACAACCUGGAUGACCCUAGAGGUUAUUAUUGCUAAGUGAAAUAAGUUAAAGACAGAUACUGUAUGAUUUUACUUAUAUGUAGAUCUACAAAUUAAAAUAAACGUGACAAAACUAAGUCUCAUAGACACAGCGAACAGAAAAGUAGGUGGUUUUUUUUAAACAAAAAAGAAUUCUAUAUAAUCUUAAUGAAGAACAUUUUUCAGAUUCUUCAUUGGGUUAUUAAAAUGCUAACUAAAUUUCUAGCUGUUUUAUAUAGAGCUUCAGCUUGUGGCUUAUACACAUUUGUAACUGCUGCUUUUCAGGGGCAUAAAUGUUACUUUUUUGCAGACCUGUGAGGUAAAAAACAGACCCUUUCAUAUGCUUGUCUGUGUUCAUUUUAAUGUGUCUGCAGUUUGGAAAUAAUAAAAUACAACUUACAGGGUU
Molecule: messenger RNA, 3347 nt
Organism: Odocoileus virginianus texanus
Lineage: Eukaryota; Metazoa; Chordata; Mammalia; Artiodactyla; Cervidae
Gene: GFM1
Product: G elongation factor mitochondrial 1
Biological process (GO): mitochondrial translational elongation
Cellular component (GO): mitochondrion
Molecular function (GO): translation elongation factor activity; GTPase activity; GTP binding
Source: RefSeq, a predicted model, not a curated record